UCAAUUAGGGGAUUUUGUUUGAGUGAUGAGGAUCCAGUGUGGGCGUGUGCAUAGGAGAACAGUGCACACGCUGAUCUGGGCCGUGGGUGGAGGUGUGGAUGGUGAGGAUAAUCUGGUGCGGCGCGGUCCAUGGAGAGAUGGUGCGCCUGCAGGAUCUGACCGCUGGAUGCAAAUUUAAUGGUGGGAGAAGAUACGGUGUGGACGAGCUCACCAUGACACUGAGGGACAUCUAAUGAAGAGCUGCAAAAAAAAAAAAAAAAGCUGUCUUCUAUAUAAAUAAAUAAACCAAAACCCCCCCAUCCCGUGCAAGAAGCGUAAUCGUAGUCGUUUGCUCUACUCACCCCGUUCAAGCAAUUGGGUUGCUGUUUUGCUGUCCGAUUCUGGUUGCUCGCAGAUUGUUUGGACGGCGGGUUCUUUUUCUCCGCCCGAUCAUCUUCUCCGGCCUCGGUUGGCCGAUCACCCAUAUAUACCGUCUCUGGUCGUGAUAUUUGAUUGUUCUUGUUCUCUCCGUUCAAGAAUGGAGUGCGACACACCGUUUGACGAUUCGUGCGCUGCUCGGUUUGGGGCCUUUUCAAUCAUUCCCAUAGCCGACCCAAAACCAUACACUCAAUUCUACGCCGACUUUCAGGUCCGGUUCACAUAUCCUCCGUCGGAUUUCAUGGACGACGAUGAUGAUUUGGAGGAGGACGACGACGAUAUUGGUUGCUUAGAGACAGAGUGCCGUUCUAUGCAAUUUUGGGUUCCAUGUGACGGAUUGACGUGUAACAACAAUAAUACAUGGUCAACAAUAUCAGAUAUGCUGUGUGACCUAGGUGUCCCCUUACGUGUUCAGCCUUUCAUGAUUUCUCGGAUCAUUCCAUCGGCCGAAUCUAUGGUGAAACAAAAUCUUGAUAAAAACUUAAUGGUAUUGCCUAUGGAAGUGUCUAUAGAUGUAGUGGGCCGUCCAGAAGAUGAAGAUGAAGAUGAAGAGGAAGACGAAGACGAAGAUACAACAAUGGUGCCAAUGGAGUCGAGGCGAGUGCCGGCUAGCGAGGCAUCCAUUGAGGGCUUAGAGAAGGUGAAAGUCAAAAAUUCAGAUAGUAAGAUGCAGUGUGUAAUAUGUUUGGAACAGCUUUUGGUUGGUUCGGAGGCAACCCGGAUGCCUUGCUUGCAUGAUUUUCAUAGGGAUUGCAUUGUUAAAUGGCUCGGAGUUAGUAACUUGUGUCCACUGUGUCGCUUUCGGAUGCCCACUUGAAGUUUUGAUAUUAGCACUGUGUGCCACGCCUGAUGUUAUUAUCUGUAUUUUAUUUGUUUGAGAAUUCUUUUUUGUUUUUGAACAUCCAUGUUCUUCCAAACUAUACAUAUUCUUUUCUUC
Messenger RNA from Cornus florida, 1354 nucleotides. RefSeq names its product E3 ubiquitin-protein ligase CIP8-like. Gene Ontology annotation, biological process: protein ubiquitination. The transcript has a single exon. The record is from RefSeq and is a predicted model, not a curated record. Gene Ontology annotation, cellular component: cytoplasm. NCBI's taxonomy places the organism in Eukaryota, Viridiplantae, Streptophyta, Magnoliopsida, Cornales, Cornaceae. Gene Ontology annotation, molecular function: ubiquitin protein ligase activity. The coding region runs from base 518 to 1234 and encodes 238 amino acids.